This is a messenger RNA of Pieris macdunnoughi, 735 nucleotides long. Lineage: Eukaryota; Metazoa; Arthropoda; Insecta; Lepidoptera; Pieridae. The record is from the annotation of a GenBank genome assembly.
AUGAAAUCUGUUUUAGUAACUGGUGCAAACAGAGGCUUAGGCUAUGGAAUGGUAAAAUUUCUACUCAAAAACGACAAAGUAGAAAAUGUCUUCGCAACCUGUCGCAAUGUUUCAGAAGAACUCAAAUCAUUUUCUCAUGAACAUAAGAAACUACACAUAUUGACGUUAGAUGUAACAAACUACGAAACAUUAGAUGAUGUAGCUGUGCAAAUAAAAAAAGUUGUAGGAAACCGUGGUCUCAACGUAUUGAUAAACAACGCUGGGGUGAGCACACGAUUCACUAAACUGAAUCUAGUAAAAGCAGAUCAGCUUUUGGAAAAUCUUACGGUUAAUACAAUCGCACCAAUUUUACUUACUAAGGCCUUGGUUCCAUUAUUAAGACAAGCAGCGGUAACUAAUUCCGCUGAACCCAUUGGAGCACAAAAAGCUGCGGUUAUUAACAUGAGCUCUAUUUUAGGAUCCAUAGCUCAAAAUGACCAAGGUGGUUUCUACCCAUACAGAUGUUCAAAGGCAGCUUUAAAUGCAGCAACCAAAUCUAUGAGUAUUGACCUAAAGAAAGACGAAAUUCUUGUUGCUUCUAUACACCCAGGGUGGGUCAAAACCGACAUGGGUGGUAAAAAUGCACCUCUCGAUGUUGAUACGAGCGUUUCGGGCAUUUUUAAAACCAUCGACAAUUUAAGUGAGAAAGACACUGGAAAAUUCUUUCAAUAUGAUGGCUCCGAGUUGCCAUGGUAA